UUGGGCCGCAGCUUCUUGAUUUAGUGAAUGGUAAAAGUUGGAAGCCGAUUCCUCCCAUUUCCCGACUUUCCUCCUCGGCUUUUCUCUACCGGCGCACUGUCCGUCUCUUUGUCGGAAGCCGCGCCGCCGUUGCCGACCACGCAUUUGGCCGGACGGCACGUCGCCGCGUGAGUCGUGACUCCACUCCAUUAGACGCCGCAACUCCUCUGCGAGCCUCAGACGCAGCAGCAGCAGCGCCGCCUCUUCUCCAGUCGCGUCGUGCAUCCUCCGAGCUCCGGCACUCUGCGACGUUUCCGAAGAUUAGUCCAAUUCUCGCAGCGAGUCCACCAUUGUUUGCUUGUGACCAUUGCGCUUAUUUUUAAUUUUUGGUUUAAUAUUAGAGGCGGAAGGAAUCGGGUUAUGAACAAAUUUUCACUGCGUGGUUGCAGGCGUUUCUCUAGCGGGAAAGAUUUACUUUUCGAUGCGAACAAGUAUUUAACCGAGCUGCUGAAAUCGGGCCGAAUUGAUGAUGCGAGGAAACUGUUCGAUGAAAUGCCUAACAGAGACGAGGUUACUUGGAACGCGAUGAUCGCCGGGUACGGGAAUUCAGGGAGGCUCGUUGAUGCACGGAAACUGUUUGAUGAAGCCCCCAAACGCGGUGCAAUCACAUGGUCGUCACUUGUUUCCGGGUACUGCAAAAUGGGAUGCGAGGCCGAGACUUUUAAGUUGAUCUACGAAAUGCAGCUCGAUGGAUUCAAGCCUCGUCAUUUUACUUUAGGAAGUGUGCUGAGAAUGUGUUCUAUAAAGGGUCUGAUCUCAAGAGGUAAGCAGAUUCAUGGUUCUGCCGUGAAGACUGGAUUGGAUAUGGAUGCGUUCGUUGUCACCGGCCUUAUUGAUGUCUAUGCAAAGUGUUUGUGCAUCGUGGAUGCAAGAGAUCUCUUCGAGAGCAUGCCUGGGGAGAGGAAUCACGUGACCUGGACUGCGAUGAUCACGGGGUACUCUCAAAACGGUGAUGCUGAUGGAACAUUGCGGUGUUUUAGGGACAUGAGGGCAGAAGGGGUUGAGGCUAACCAGUACACGUUCCCGGGAGUGUUGGUAUCGUGUGCAGCCGUUUGUGAUCUUAGAUACGGGGCGCAGGUGCAUUCUUGCGUUGUUCGUGGUGGUUUUGAGGCUAAUGUGUUUGUGCAGAGUGCGUUGAUUGAUAUGUACACGAAAUGUGGGGAUCUGAGCAGUGCUUGGAGGGUGGUGGAGGCGAUGGAGGUUGAUGAUUUGAUCUCUUGCAAUGCCAUGAUUGUCGGAUGCGUGAGACAGGGUUGCCCCGAGCAAGCUCUGGCUUUGUUUAGAACGAUGCACGCGAAAAGCAUGAAACUUGAUGUGUUUACUUAUCCCUCUGUGUUAAACUCUGUUGCCUUGAUCAAGGAAGUGAGCACCGGUAAGGUUGUUCACUCUUUGGUUGUGAAAUCUGGUUUUGAAGGUUAUACGCUCGUGACCAACGCGCUCAUAGAUAUGUAUGCUAAACACAAGGACUUUGAUUCUGCAUUGAGAGCGUUUGAUGAUUUGGUGGAGAAGGAUGUGAUAUCAUGGACUUCCCUCAUCACUGGUUGUGCUCAUAAUGGUCUAUAUGAAGGAGCUCUUAAGAUGUUUUGUCGAAUGCGGAGAGAUGGAACGGCCUCUGAUCGCGUUCUUGCUUCCACCGUGAUGAGUUCUUGUGCUCAGUUGGCUCUGCUGGAUUUAGGGCAACAAGCUCAUGCAAACUGUGUGAAAUCUGGGCUUGAUGAUUCACCUUCAGUUGAUAACUCUCUCGUCUCAUUCUAUGCUCACUGUGGGUGUUUGGAGGAUGCGAAGAAGGCGUUCGACUCAAUGAGAACACGAAAUGUGGUGUCGUGGACUGCAUUGAUCGUUGGCUACGCGCAAAAUGGCGAGGGGAUGAAGUCCCUCCAGCUCUACGACGAAAUGAGGGCUGCUGGCGUUGAGCCCGACUUCAUCACUUUCAUAGGGUUGCUGUUCGCCUGCAGCCACGCGGGUCUGGCUGAACGAGGGCGAUGCUACUUCGACUCCAUGGUUAGAGAUCACGGGAUAAGGCCCGGCCACGAUCACUACGCGUGCAUGAUCGAUCUUUUGGGAAGAUCGGGGAGAAUCGAGGAAGCAGAGAAGCUGCUUAGUGAGAUGGAAUUCGAGCCUGAUUCAACUAUAUGGAAAUCCCUGCUCUCUGCCUGCAGAAAGCAUGGAGAUAUUGAUCUUGCAAAGAGAGCAGCAGCAGCUCUGAUCGAAAUGGAACCUCAAGAUCCUGCGGCUUAUGUGUUGCUCUCAAAUAUGUAUUCUUCAGUUGGGAAGUGGGAAGAAGCUGCUUCGAUCCGGAGCUCGAUGAAGGCGAAGGGCGUCGUGAAAGAGCCCGGCCGGAGCUGGGUGGAGAUGAGCAGCACGGUCCACACCUUCACCUCCGAUGACCGGAGCCAUCUAGAGGCGGCCGUGAUCUACUCAAAGGUCGACGAGGUGUUGACGUCGAUCAAGGCAGCCGGCUACGUCCCCGACAUGAGCUUCUCCCUUCACGACAUCAACGAGGAGGGGAAGGCGCACGGCCUCGCCUACCACAGCGAGAAGCUGGCGUUGGCGUUCUGCCUCCUCAAGCUGCCCGAGGCCGCGCCAGUCCGGAUUUACAAGAACGUCCGUGUCUGCGGCGACUGCCACGCCGCGAUGAGGUUCGCGUCGAGGGUUUAUCGGCGGCGUAUCGUUCUCAGAGAUUCAAACCGGUUUCAUCAUUUUAAAGAAGGGGAGUGUUCCUGCAAUGACUAUUGGUAGAGUUGGUGCUGCAUUUCCUUUUUCUAGUAGAAAUUGAAUCAAGUUAAUUACUCCAAAAGGAAGAUUAUGUUUGUAAAUUCAGAAGUGCUUAUGAAUGAUUAUGUUUGUAAGUGUAAUUUUUUUUUCUUUCCUAAAGUUGUUUUGAGGUGAAAAUAGUUUCUUUCA
Messenger RNA from Salvia miltiorrhiza (redroot sage), 2943 nucleotides. RefSeq names its product pentatricopeptide repeat-containing protein At2g27610-like. The coding region runs from base 400 to 2778 and encodes 792 amino acids. Gene Ontology annotation, molecular function: protein binding; zinc ion binding; RNA binding. The transcript has a single exon. Gene Ontology annotation, biological process: RNA modification. NCBI's taxonomy places the organism in Eukaryota, Viridiplantae, Streptophyta, Magnoliopsida, Lamiales, Lamiaceae. The record is from RefSeq and is a predicted model, not a curated record.